Molecule: messenger RNA, 756 nt
Organism: Camelina sativa (false flax)
Lineage: Eukaryota; Viridiplantae; Streptophyta; Magnoliopsida; Brassicales; Brassicaceae
Product: pollen receptor-like kinase 1
Biological process (GO): protein phosphorylation
Molecular function (GO): ATP binding; protein kinase activity
Source: RefSeq, a predicted model, not a curated record
AUGAUGGUCGUGAAGAGGUUCAAGCAGAUGAACAACAGUGUAGGGAGAGAUGAGUUUCAAGAGCACACGAAAAGAUUAGGGAGGUUAAGGCACCAUAAUCUGCUUCCCAUUGUGGCUUAUUACUAUAGGAAGGAGGAGAAGUUAUUGGUAUGUGAUUUUGCUGAGAGAGGAAGCUUGGCUGUUAAUCUUCACAGUAAUCAGUCGUUAGGAAAUCCAAGUUUGGACUGGCCAACAAGAUUGAAGAUCGUGAAAGGAGUUGCAAGGGGGCUGUUAUAUCUCCACCAUGAUCUACCUAGCCUAAUGGCUCCACAUGGUCAUCUCAAAUCCUCCAAUGUUCUCCUCACCAAAGCCUUUGAACCACUUCUCACAGACUAUGGCUUAAUUCCGUUGAUCAACCAAGAGAAGACACAAGUGCACAUGGCAGCCUAUAGAUCCCCUGAGUAUUUGCAACACCAACGUAUCACCAAGAAAACUGAUGUAUGGCAGCUUGGCAUACUCAUCUUGGAGAUCCUAAGCGGAAAAUUCCCAGCCAAUUUCUCGCAAGGUAGUGAAGAGGAUUUAGCGAGUUGGGUGAACUUGGGUUUCCAUGGGGAAUGGGCACCAAAUUUAUUUGAUAAGGAGAUGGGCAAGACAAGCCAUUGUGAAGGACAUAUUCUCAAACUCUUGAGGAUCAGAUUGAGCUGUUGUGAACCAGACGUGGAGACAAGGUUGGACAUAAUAGAGGCUGUGGAGAAGAUUGAGGAGUUGAGGGAGUAG